AUGACUCCAUCGGUUGUUUUACUGGCUGUCAUGGCCAUAUCCUCCAGUAUAGCCUGUCCAGUUCAGCCACCAUGUCAGUGCAAGAACCAAACCGAUCCGUAUACCCUCAAACUCGAGUACAUCGUUGAUUGUUCUAGUCUCGGGCUUACCCUCGUCCCAAAGUUUACCGGUGGAGAAACAGUCGACAAAAUACUUCUGAAUGGAAACAGAAUCGUAAAGGUUUCCAAUGGAAGUUUUACCGGCGUAACAACAGGCGCUAUAGACCUAUCCUCUAAUGGUCUCCAGAUAAUCGCCGCUGGGGCUUUUAAGGGGUUGGAGAAGUCCCUGACGGACUUACAGCUGAGCACAAAUAACCUCAUUCUCCCCAUACCGGGACUUCUCCGCCUCACUGCUCUCAAAACCCUCAACCUGGACUAUAACCUUAACAUGAGGACAAUCUACACCAAGUCCUUCUACGGGCUCACGUCUUUGACAAAGUUGGUUUUGUCCCGAAAUUUCAUCAACCGUUUUGAACAUGGAGCUUUUGAAGGGCUACCAGCACUUACAGAGUUAAGCCUUUUCGCCUGCGACUUGCAAGAAAUUCCAUCAGCAUUAAGUUCUUUGACCAAUUUACAAACACUCAAGUUCGACCUUAAUUUCAUUACUAAACUUCCUGCUAACGCUUUCAGAGGCCUGUCUAACCUAAAAUACCUGGAGCUAAGUCGCAAUGCGCUUACAAGCCCUGACCAAAUCGAUGCUGAUGCCUUUAAGGGUCUAGACAAUUUGGAAAAGUUGAACCUUUUCUACGACAAACUGGGAAACGUGCCUAAACAUGCAUUCUCCUACCUCAAAAACCUGGAAUAUUUGGACUUGAGCUACACAAAUAUAGCCCAAAUAGUCAGUGGUGAUUUGGCUGGCCUGAACUCCUUGACUCAACUGGACAUUAGUGGCAAUAGUGUUCAUUUCCAACCAGGUAUGUUCUCCGACGUUAGCAAGACUCUCAACUAUAUUCUCAUUAGAUCCAAUGGACUAACAGCUCUGCCUAUACCCGUUUUGCAGGAGGUAAAAAGCCUCCAAUGGAUUGACGCAGCACUAAGUGAUUUCCCCAAAGAUCUACCCGCAAAUUUUGCUUCCGGACUUUCCAUAAACAGACUUAGUUUGAUGUGGAUGAAUCUGACCUCAAUCAGACCUGAUACGUUUAACGGUCUGGCUUCACCGUUACAUCUGGACCUGGACUCAAACGCCCUCCGCUCACUAGACUUUGUCACCGACCUCUGUCAGUUCGGUUAUAUUUCUGUCAGCGAGAACCCGAUCGUUUGUGACUGUCACGUGUACAACAUAACCCAGGCCCAGACCACCACCUUAGACGGCACGUGCGCUUCACCCCCGGCAUAUAAGGGUCUGGGUAUUAGGAGUGACGAGUUCCAGCGGAAAGCCAAAGAGGAUUGUAAAAACCAGCAUAUCGUCGGACCGGUGAAGUGUCCGUGGAAAUGAAGUAAACAUUUUUAUGAAUGCGAGAAAAUAGAGAAACCAAGUCUGUACCAGCAAGUUUGUAGAAUAAACUGAAAAGGGUUGUACUGUUGAAGAAUGUUGAAGUACUGUUUUAUAGAAUACAUCCAGAUUCCAUCUUAGGAAUUGGGUAGCAUAUAUAUAAUAGCUUAAACUGCUGGGAUAUAUGUAAUUGCGUAAACUCUUGUCAACGUAAUUAUUACCUCCUUACAUUCUAUACUGCAUCACCCCCGGCAUAUAAGGGUCUGGGUAUUAGGAGUGACGAGUUCCAGCGGAAAACCAAAGAGGAUUGUAAAAACAAGCAUAUCGUCGGACCGGUGAAGUGUCCGUGGAAAUGAAGUAAAAAUUUUUAUAAAUGUGAGAAAAUAGAGAAACCAAGUCUGUACCAGCAAGUUUGUAGAAUAAACUGAAAAGGGUUGUACUGUUGAAUUUUCUAGAAUACAUCCAGAUUCCAUCUUAGAAAUUGGGUAGCAUAUAUAUAAUAGCUUAAACUGCCGGGAUAUAUGUAAUUGCGUAAACUCUUGUCAACGUAAUUAUUACCUCCUUACAUUCUAUACUGCAUCACCCCCGGCAUAUAAGGGUCUGGGUAUUAGGAGUAACGUUCCAGCGGAAAGCCA
Molecule: messenger RNA, 2105 nt
Organism: Liolophura sinensis
Lineage: Eukaryota; Metazoa; Mollusca; Polyplacophora; Chitonida; Chitonidae
Product: chondroadherin-like
Exons: 1
Coding region: 1-1473 (490 amino acids)
Molecular function (GO): protein binding
Source: RefSeq, a predicted model, not a curated record